This is a messenger RNA of Octopus sinensis (East Asian common octopus), 1068 nucleotides long. RefSeq names its product choline/ethanolamine kinase-like. Gene Ontology annotation, molecular function: ethanolamine kinase activity; choline kinase activity. The transcript is spliced from 3 exons. Lineage: Eukaryota; Metazoa; Mollusca; Cephalopoda; Octopoda; Octopodidae. The record is from RefSeq and is a predicted model, not a curated record. Gene Ontology annotation, cellular component: cytoplasm. Gene Ontology annotation, biological process: phosphatidylethanolamine biosynthetic process; CDP-choline pathway. Bases 1 to 1068 code for a protein of 355 amino acids.
AUGUCGAAACCACACACGUUGACUGACGAAGAAAUCGUCCCAACGAUAGCCAAAUACAACAACACAUUCGAACUGGUCCCCACAAAUCAGAAAGAACUCACCGUCCAAUACCAGCACUACAUUCUCGAAAAAUGUAUUGAAUACAUUGGCAACCAAUGGAAGGGGCUUAGUGUUCCUCAAGUCACAAUUAAGCGAAUCACUUCAGGGACAAGCAACAUAAUUUUCACUGUCACGCUAAAUUCCCAGCCAAAUGAUAACUCUCCAAAAACAGUGCUUGUCCGCAUCUACGGAAGAUUUUUGUCCGCUUCCUUCAGGAACCAACUCAAAGACGCCGUUGUUUUUGCAAUUCUCUCUGAGAGGUCCCUUGGACCUAAACUUUAUGGGAUUUUUGAGUGUGGGCGAUCUCAAGGACUUUCGCCUCUGGAUAUCCGUUCUUCCAGGAUCUAUCCCCUUGUAGCCUCACGAAUGGCACAAAUUCAUAAUCUAAAUGUCCCAAUUUCCAAAUCUCCGAGGUUCCUGUUUGAAACAAUGAGGGCUUGGCUUGAGGAAGCAGAAAAAGUCGCCAAAGAUUUUGAAGGAAUAGGAGAUCAACUAAUCUUGGCAGAUAAUCAGUCUCCAGUCUGUUUUUGUCACAACGAUUUGCAGGCGGGGAAUAUUUUGUUGAGGAGCAGUGAGGCCUCGUUGUCUCCAGACGACCUUUUAGUGAUUGAUUACGAAUACUGCAGUUAUAACUACAGGGAUUAUGAUUUGGCCAAUUUUUUUUGCGAAUUGUCAUUUGAGUACUCAAAUGAUUACGAAGAUGGGUUUUUCUAUUUUCCCGAUCGUGUCCCUACGCUUAGAGAGAAGGUUGUGUUUGUUCUGACUGUCCAGGAAGAUUUUAUUAGAGCCUACAUUGAUAAUUGGAAUUUUUUCAGCGACAAUUUGAUCUCAAUGGAGGAUAUUAAAUCGGCCAUGAAAAGUGUGGAGGUGUUUGAGUUAGCUUCACAUAUUUUCUGGACUUUGUGGAGUAUUCGGCAGUCACAGAGUUCGUCUAUUGGAUUUGGAUAUGCGGUUUUGUUUUCUGGUUGA